Messenger RNA from Oncorhynchus nerka (sockeye salmon), 7737 nucleotides. RefSeq names its product nuclear factor related to kappa-B-binding protein-like. Gene Ontology annotation, molecular function: protease binding. Gene Ontology annotation, cellular component: Ino80 complex. The record is from RefSeq and is a predicted model, not a curated record. NCBI's taxonomy places the organism in Eukaryota, Metazoa, Chordata, Actinopteri, Salmoniformes, Salmonidae.
GUUAUGAUUCCCCUCUGAGUCUUUUAUCCGAUGUCCAGUGUGCUCUAUUUUCUGGUAAACUAGAUUGUGAAGGAAGAUCAGAAUGGAUGCACUUGAUCACAUGCUGACCGACCCCCUAGACUCGGGGGAGGGCAGUGAUGGGCGCAUCACUGAAGAGUGCAUGUUGGGAAACUGUCAAGUGAGUCUUCCAGAAGACCUGCUUGAGGAUCCUGAAAUAUUCUUCUCUGUGCUGAGUGAAAGCACCUGGUCUGAAGUACUGACAGAUGACCAGAGGCAACAUCUCCGUCAACUGUUACCACACUUUCAAGAAGACAACACUUGUGAGCAGGACAGCACCAUCAGCAAACUCUUCAACAAACAGAACUUCUGCUUCGGAAACCCCUUGCACCUUGCACAGAAACUGUUCCAAGAUGGCCAUUUCAAUCCAGAAGUGGUUAAGUACAGACAACUGUGUGCCAAGUCCCAGAAAAAACGCCAGCUGAACUCAUUGCAGCAGUACUACCACAAACUCCUUAAACAGAUCCUGGUCUCUAGAAAGGAACUGCUAGAGUUGGCUGUCCGCAGUGGCCCUGACAUUGCGGUGAACAGAAAGUAUCCCACCCAGACACAUGGUGAGGUGCAGGAACAGAGGGUCAGAGGAAGAGUGUGCCGGAUACUGAGGGAAGUUAAAACUGAGUGUGGAGACAGCAAUGCCUCAUCUGACGAUGAUGAUACAGCCUCUUGGCUGCCAACACCUCAAUCUCCUUCCUCUCCAACGCCCACAGUCUCUGUCAGGGUUUUGCCCAGUCUCUCCACCCAGGACAUGAAGACCACCGAUAAGCAAGAACUGGGAGAGAAGGACAUGAGAGCCAUGCUACGGAGACAUAGAGAGAAGAGGAGACGACAACCGGAUCAUCCAGACUUGAUGACUUCUGACAUCCGCCUGGGUGACAUGAUGUCUAGAGUGAACAUAGGUCGUAAAGGCUCCAUGAUGACACUGUUUGACCUGGCUCUGCCCAAGAGGAAGAUGAGGGAGGAGAGGAGAAAGAAGAAGAUGAGGACAAUUAAAGUGGAGUCUGAGGAUCCCUGUGAGGCUCUGAUGCCUUCAGAAGCCCCAGCUCCAUCAGUUAACAUCACAGCUACUCUGCCUGAGACCCCAGUCACUCCACUGCCCAGUGUCAAGGAAGAGCCGAUGGAGGAGGUGCAGAACAGCCCUGUCAUGGUGGAGGAGAUCGCAGUGAGCUUCUUCAACCUGCUGGAGAACAUCCUAAAACUAGACGGCCUCGCCAGCACCACCAUGUUGGAGGAGAAGGUCCAACAGUGGCAGACAUCUCCAGCUAGUUCCCUGAACCCCUGGUUCUCCUCGGCCUCCUGCUGGUCAGAGAUGGUGCUGCCGGCCCUGCACUUCCUGGCUGGGGAGACUAAAGUCGGUAUGUUGGUUCUUCCCAGUGGCUUCACUCCCUAUGUGGCAUUCAGGGAAAACUCACAGCGAUGGAAAUGGAUUGGUCCCAGUCAGGAUGGAGAGAAGGAUUUGAGUGCUCUGUGUCAGCUGUGGGUCGACUCCAAGGACUUGGUUGUGGUCAAGACAGAAUGUGAAGAACUAACAGAGAUGACUUCUCCCACCCCUAGAGUUUGGACUGACUUCGUGGUGCGGCCCAGCACUGGAGACGAGAGGCAUGUUUUCCAAGUGCAGGAACAGCAGCGGUAUGACCAGCCACACAAAGCCUUCACCUUCAGAAUGCAUGGCUUUGAGUCUGUGGUGGGGCCUGUUAAGGGGGUCUUUGACAAGGAGAUGUCUCUCAACAAAGCCAGAGAACACACUCUGCUGCGCUCCGACCGCCCAGCUUAUGUCACCAUCCUCUCCUUGGUGCGGGACGCAGCAGCCCGGCUGCCCAACGGAGAGGGGACCAGAGCUGAGAUCUGUGAGCUGCUCAAGGACUCUCAAUUCCUGGCACCAGAUGUCACCAGUGCUCAGGUGAACACGGUUGUGAGUGGGGCUCUGGACAGGCUGCACUAUGAGAAGGACCCCUGUGUGAAGUAUGACAUCGGCCGCAAGCUGUGGAUCUACCUGCACCGUGACCGCGGUCAGGAGGAGUUUGAGAGGAUUCACCAGGCUCAAGCUGCUGCUGCCAAGGCCAGAAAGGCUCUGCAGCAGAAACCUAAACCUGCGUCUAAGCCUAAGUCUGGAAGUAGAGGGGGUGGUAAGACCCCUGGAGGCCUGGAUGCAAGUGAUGUGGGGGGUCCCAUGUCCCCAACUCCAACCACCCCCACUACCAGCACGCCUGGAACCCCCAAAUCACCCCUCGCCCCUGUAGCCACAACCCCCACCAAAGCUGGGAUCCCAGAUUCAGUCAAGACCAGUCCUGGUGUUCUAUUGGUGUCUCCUCCCCCCAUGCCCCAGCUGGGGACCCUGUUGUCCAGCAGCCAGUCUGGCCCCCAGGUCUCUCAGCCAGCUCCCUCCCAACACACAGCCAGGGUAGUGGGCCACCAGUCCGGCACUCUCCCACAGGUACGAGUGGUUUCUUCCCAGACAGCAGGAGGACAGCAUGCCACGCUGGUGCACCAAACCCCUCAUCAAAUCAGAGUGCCAGUCACCAUGGGAACCAAGGGCAUCACACAGGCUGUGGUGUCAUUACCACUGAGGACCCAGUCUGCUGGUAGCCCCAUCCAGGUGCAGGCAUCCAGAGGGCAGACAACCCUGUCAGUGUCAGGCCUGACCACUGCUGUUACUGUACUCAAACCUCAGACUGCAUCCCCUGGCAGCCCAGCACACCACCCUACCUCCCCCGCUAUCCGACAGGGAGUCACCAGCCAGAACAUCAUCAAACAGGUGGCUAUCACAGGCCAGUUGGGCAUAAAGUCUCAAGGUAGACCGGGUCUUCCAAUAACGACUACCAAUCUUCGCAUCCAGGGCAAGGAUGUGCUCCGCCUGCCCCCCUCCUCCAUCACCACAGACUCUAAAGGACAGACGGUGCUGCGGAUCACUCCUGACAUGAUGGCCACCCUAACUAAGUCCCCUCUCACCACCGUCAAACUCACCCCCGACAUGUUAGGCACUGCCACUACCAAGAGCAUAUCUGCUACUCUCCAUGUAGCCCCACCCCACUCCACCUCCAGCCCAGCCUCCUCCUCGGGUGAAGUCCGGACCAGCAAGGCCUCUGCUGGCACCACCACCCUGUUGAAGGCUGCAGGGGACACUAUCCGCCUGAUGCCCACCCUAGCAGUCACUAUGGCCGAGCAGAAGACCAGAACCUUCUCCACCGUCUCCUCGUCUGACUCGAAGAGUGGCACCACCAUACGGAUCAUGCCCGGCCUCGGGGUCAUCCCACAUAAACAGGGCCAAACCAUCACCAUGACAACCACCACUGGCAGCAAACCAGUCUCCACUGGAGCCGCCACUGUCACCAUAGCCACCAGCGGACUGGCCGGUGCUAAAGGGGUGACGGUGGGAUCUUCUGCCUCAGGCUCCCUGACUCUGGGAACAGCCACAGCUACUGUCCGCCAGGUCCCCGUCACAGCCACAGUGGUGUCCACACAACCAGGGAAGUUACCAGCUCGGUUCACAGUGCCUCUGUCUGUCCUCAGCCAACCACUGAAAAGUAAGAGUGUGAUGACCACGCCCAUACUGAAAGGAAACCUCAGUACCAAUAUCAGCAGUCUCGGGAGGAACAUCAUCCUCACCACCAUGCCUGCCGGUACCAAGCUGAUAGCUGGGAACAAGCCAGUCAGCUUUGUCACGGCUCAACAGUUACAGCAGCUGCAGCAGCAGGGACAGGCCACACAGGUGCGGAUCCAGACGGUGCCAGCCCAGCAGCUCCAGCAGCGCUCUGCAGCAGGCUCCCCCAAGUCAAUGUCCACUGUCGUAGUCACCACCGCACCCUCACCCAAACGGGCCCCGGACCCGCCACCACCAGCACAGUGACGCGUAUUCCCUAAGCCAGCUACUGCUCUGUGGAGUGCCACCGCUCCAGAGGCAGGUGAUGCUUAGGAGCCACAGCCCAACUCUGCUCUCUCAAUGUUUAGGAUGGAUGUCUGGAGAUGAACACAGGAGUAAUCUGGCAGCAGAUGAACAUAGGAGUAAUCCCAGGACAGCAUAUCACUAGACCAUUUAUAGACAGUGGUUUCACCUGACAUGUCUGUUGUGCAAGGCUAAGUUUCAGCAGCACUAAUGAAAUAGCCUGCAUUUAGGGAGUAAAUGUUAUUUAUGAUAAGGGUUACAUGGAGAAAAUUGGACCACUUUGAAAUGAAAAUGUAUGGCCCUCCCUUCAGCAAAAAUAUAUUUGACCUAAACCCUCCCUGAACACACAAUAAUAAUAAACCUAAGUGGAUAGCAGAGUACGUCUAGCGUUUAGCCUCACUUCUGGGACAGACCAGAGCCUUACAUGUGCAGUUUUACAAACUUCUUCGUCCUGUAAGCAUUACAUGGUAACAAAUGACUUUUGAGUGCACACAUGGCUGAGGCUAGAAGGUUGUGGGUUCGCAGACCAAUGUGAACAAGAGUAGGGGUAGAAAGAUCUCCUUUAUAGUAAAAGCAUUGCAUGAAUCUAUUAUCAUGUCAUGCAGUUCUACUUACAUCUACUUACAUAUUAGAAUAUUUUUUUAAUGCUGCACAAAUGACCAAACGAAGGGACUGAGAGAGAGGCCUAUCUGUUCAUCUUGUCAUAUUUCUCUACUGUCAAAUCAGUGUGUCUUGUUUGCAACAACACUGGCCCUGUUUGCAAAUAAUUAAAUCUGAGAUGUUAUGAAUCUGAACAUGGUACUUUCAAAAGUUAGGCCCUACCUUUUCCACCCCAGACAGAGUAGGCCUACCUUUUCCACCCCAGACACAGUAGGCCUACCUUUCCACCCCAGACAGAGUAGGCCUACCUUUCCACCCCAGACAGAGUAGGACUACCUUUCCACCCAGACAGAGUAGGCCUAACUUUCCACCCCAGACAGAGUAGGCCUAACUUUCCACCCCAGACAGAGUAGGCCUAACUUUCCACCCCAGACAGAGUAGGCCUAACUUUCCACCCCAGACAGAGUAGGCCUACCUUUCCACCCCAGACUGAGUAGGCCUACCUUUCCACCCCAGACUGAGUAGGCCUACCUUUCCACCCCAGACAGAGUAGGCCUACCUUUCCACCCCAGACAGAGUAGGCCUACCUUUCCACCCCAGACAGAGUAGGCCUACCUUUCCACCCCAGACUGAGUAGGCCUACCUUUCCACCCCAGACUGAGUAGGCCUACCUUUCCACCCCAGACAGAGUAGGCCUACCUUUCCACCACAGACAGAGUAGGCCUACCUUUCCACCCCAGACAGAGUAGGCCUACCUUUCCACCCCAGACAGAGUAGGCCUACCUUUCCACCCCAGACAGAGUAGGCCUACCUUUCCACCCCAGACAGAGUAGGCCUACCUUUCCACCCCAGACAGAGUAGGCCUACCUUUCCACCCAGACAGAGUAGGCCUACCUUUCCACCCCAGACAGAGUAGGCCUACCUUUCCACCCCAGACAGAGUAGACCUACCUUUCCACCCCAGACAGAGUAGGCCUACUGACACAGAAAAAUGUAAGCUUUGACUGCUGGCUACUCUUCCUCCAUGGCUUAACCCAGUGAGAGAAGGUCGUAAGUGCUUCCCUCAAAGCUGUCUGAGUUUAAACAUAUUUUAUUGUACAGAAAGUGAAUAGCUCAAUCAAUUGAUAGUGACAGAAUUAGAUUGCUUCCCAAGCAAAGUGUUUUUUUUGUCUUCUCGGAUAUAAGAGGUUGUAGAUCAGCCUCUCAAUGUCAAAGAAAGGAAACAAUGAUACAGAUUGUUUCUAGCAUAAAGCAUCGCGGACGAAAGUGAUUUUAUAGAUCACCCUAUAUAAUCAGAUCCAUUCUAUUUUCUUCAACAUCUUAAGAUAACAAGGGGUAAGGCUGUGCUUUUUGCCGUUCUCUUUAGCAAAAGUAGGCAUAUGACAUAACAUAGCAGCCUAAUUUCUUCUGUCAGACAGGUAGGCCUACCUCUUAAAUAAGAAGAUACAGGCUCCAACACAAAGCCCUCUUGUUAGUAAAGUCUAAUAAAAAAUGAAUAUGGUUCAAAUGAACUAUGACUACUUUCAGCACCAUGAGCUGUUUCUGAUUGUGCCGUGGCUGCUGCUUCAAGUCUCAGCACCACAAUGUAAGUUGCUGGAACCUGGCUUAUUAUUUACCUCUGGUAAAUAGGCCUACAUAAUGGGAAAGAAACAUCGUUUUUAAUCAAAUCUAUUAUAAUAGCAAGCUAUCAAAGUUUACCUCCGAUCCUACUCAUCUUCACGCUCUCCUUCUCAAACUGAACUGAACAUGGGCAAGAUAGUCCAUGUUUUGGACUAGGCCUAAUAAAAUAUUAUUUUUGGAAGAAGCCUUUGAGUCUCCUCCUGAACUACCAACAUAGGCCUACACAGCACAGCAUUGGUUAGGCAGUACACAAAAAAAGGUUUUGAUCAGCAAGAGCCGAGCAGGCCGGGGCCCAGGGUUGGAAUGUCCCUUGCGGUGUGUAAUGCAGCCUAUUUUUAUUGACACCAUCCCGGCAGCUAUCUUAGAAAUAUAACUUUGUUCUGUGCUUCUCUGAGGAUGCACUUCGUAGCCUAUAGCAGGGAUCAUCAACUAGAUUCAGCCGCGGGACAAUAUUUUUCUGGAGCAGAUGGUCAGAACAUAAUUACAAAUCAUUUGUAGACUGCAAAUUGACCACAAGAAGCCCAAACGGAUAUAAUGUUUGACUAAAACAUAAUCAUUUCAAACCAUACUUACAUUUGUAUAUGAUCACGUGUCUAUUAUGCGUGGAAAUACUUGGGAACAGAUUUCUUAAAUUAAAACCACUUGGAGCUGAUUUACUGGUGUCUUUACAGUCUUAUGUCCAACAAUGAAAAUUCCACACGCAAAAGAAAACUUGUGGGACCAAAUAAAAUGUGGCCCGCGGGCCGCCAGCUGGAGAACCCUGGCCUAUAGGGUAUGGGUCAUUUGAUUGAGACCAUACUAAAUAGCUUAUAAGGGCACUCAAAUAGCAUGCCCAGUGGAGAAUCAUAGAUGAGGGGUGGCAUCGGGCACACAUCAAGCAUCUCCUUAUAAGCAACUAAUUCUAAAACACUGAGAAAUAUAGAAAUUUCAUCAAUUACAAAUUAUGAUGCUCCCCUGGACUAGAUAGAAAAAAAAUACUAAACACUCCUCUUGAAUAAAAUUGACUAGGCAUGACCCUCCUUCAUUUUCCUCCAGGCACCCAUUUAUGUCAAUUUCAAUCCAUCCUUACUGUAAGCUUUCUUACAGUAGGUGUCUAAGCUUUCUUACAGUAGGUGUCAGGCAAGGCUCGGUCAACAGCUUGUACAUGUCACUAUGCAAACUAGACAAACUAGCCUAGUUUUUACUAAUGGUAAACAGACAAAGUGUAUUUUCAUCUUACUCAUUGAUCUUUAUAAACAAAUUCAAAUUGAUUGCUAUUUAUUUCUAUCCAAUUUAAAGCCAGAAUGGUAUGAUGUCUUAUCCAGUAAGCAGAUACAUUGUUCUAGGUAUCCUUCAUCUCUAAGUCUAUGGAGGGCCUUAUCAUUGCAAUUACUGACGAUUUGAAUGCAAAGUUUGUGGUUCCAUCUUUAAGACAUGGUAUAAAAAUAUGAUCGCAGUGUAACCUCUCUUGACAUCCUUGUCAGUGAUUUGUCGUUGUUCAUUUCAUGAUGAUUCUGGUUGUAAUAUAGUGUUCUUUAUUUCUGUGGUUGUGAAAGUAGAAGUAUUUCAUACCUAAAAAAUAAAUAACUACAGUACAAUGAA